GUUGUGAAUUCACUCCAAGAACAGAGCAAAGUCAAGUACCAGUUCCAAAGGGUGAUCUCAUAUCAUUCGAUGAAAACCCACUGAUGCAUCAGCCAAUAGAGACAAGAGAGCCAGCAGUUGAUCCUGGAAUAGGAUCUAAUUCAAAACAAAAUAUUAAAGAAGAUUUUUGUAGAUUAUCUAAUAAGUACUAUUUUAUUAAAACAGAUUUGAAAAAAACAACUAUAGAAGCCUAUAAAAAAAUUAAUGAAGAAUCAGAAGCUAUAGCAGAAAAAACAAAUAGACAAGUCGAUAUGCGAAAAUCAGAAAAUGAAAAAGAAAAUGCUUUGUUAAAUUUAGCAUUAAUUAGUGCUUUAGUAUUUGCAGAGAAAUAUGAAAGAGAAGCUAUUCAAUAUAAU
Messenger RNA from Racocetra fulgida, 395 nucleotides. The record is from the annotation of a GenBank genome assembly. NCBI's taxonomy places the organism in Eukaryota, Fungi, Glomeromycota, Glomeromycetes, Diversisporales, Gigasporaceae.